This is a messenger RNA of Rhodamnia argentea, 6213 nucleotides long. RefSeq names its product DDT domain-containing protein PTM. Bases 404 to 5584 code for a protein of 1726 amino acids. The record is from RefSeq and is a predicted model, not a curated record. The transcript is spliced from 9 exons. Lineage: Eukaryota; Viridiplantae; Streptophyta; Magnoliopsida; Myrtales; Myrtaceae.
GAACCCUCUUUGACCGAAAGGAAAAAUCGUCGUCGCAAUUCAAAUCCGCAAAAGGGAAAAAGCGAAUUCGUCUUCGUUCACGCUUUCCACCUUCCUUCUCUUCUCUCUCUCCCCCGAAGGUAAUACCCAAUUCAUGCAAUAGAGAUAGAGAGAGAGAGAAGAGAGAGAGAGAGAGGGUACUUUCCUAACUCGCUCUAGCGUUUCUCUCUCUAAAACCCGAGAGGGGGAGAGAUUCAGAAGCCGACCCAAAUUGCACUUUCCUGCGCGCAAAACCCUUGCCAUUCUCUCCGUCGCUCUUGAUGCUGCGCCAAGGGACGGCGGCGAUGCGAUGAUUCCCGUCGAGUGGGUGGUCGUUGCGCCGGAGCGAUCGCGGUGGCUGUGGGAGUUGGAAUAGAGCGCGCGCAUGGAAUUCGUUGGGCGGACCGUCACGAAGGGGUUCAAGGGGUUCGGGGCUCUCACCGGGACGGUGAGAUCGUACGACCCGGCGUCUGGGUUGUUUAAGAUCGUGUACGACGGCGGCGAUUCCGAGGAGCUGGAGUCGCGGGAGAUGGCAGCGCUCUUUCAGGAGGGCUCCAGAGCCGAGGUGGCCAGUGGGGCGAUGCGCCCUGGUCGGAGGUCAAAGAAGCGGCGCCAUGCCGGAGUUGAAGGUGCGAGCAAUGCGUGUAGUGAUAAAGUAGUCGUCGUUGGUUUAGAAGCCGUUGGUAAUGAGGGGUUGCGGGGUGGGGAAGGGUUUUGUGGCGAUUUGCAGAGAAAUGGCUGGGUGAGCGAGGAUUUGAGGGGGAAAAUUAAUUUGAAUGAUCCGGUGGAAGAGAAUAUAGAGGACAAUCUGGCAGGUGCGGAGGUGUGUAACGGCUAUUCGAGUAGACAUGUGGAUGGGAAGGGAGGCUUUGAUUUGAAUUCUGGGUUCGAUUUGAAUGAAGGUUUGAAUUUGAAUGAUGGGUGUGAUACGAAUGUUAGUUCUGAGAAGAAAGCUGUGAAGAGAAGUAGGAUCGACUUAAAUUUGGAGGCGACUAGUGAUUUGGAUGAGAAUUUGGAGGAGGAUUCCCUUUCUGAAAGAAAAAAGUGUCUUAUUGAUUUGAAUUUAGGAGUUGAUGCUGAAGCGAAGGAUGUUGAGUGCAAUGUCAAUGGACAGCUAUGUGAAAGCAUGUCAUGUCAGUUGGUCGAGGACAUUAAUGUUGAUAUCGCCAGAAAUGGUGAAGAAAGAUUCAUAGAAUCUAACAUUGCCAAUGGAACUAGCCAAGAAGUUCCUGUAGAGAUUGACGCUCGUUCUGGAGUGAGACCUAUGAGUGGCUCUACGGAUGCUGCUUGUGAAGAAGAAAGGUCUGGUCUCAUUGAUGUUUCAGUUUCACAUGUAUUUGGCAAUGAGUCUUUUGGAGAUAUAGCUUGCGAUAGCUUGGAAGAUUCUAAAGUAUCUUUGCCUCAAAGAGAUGGCGCCUUCAAGACUUGCGAUGCCAUGCAUACUGGGAAUCAAGGCAAUUUCGCAAGCCCACAUGAACAUGGAAGUAGGCGGGGAAGGAAAAGGAAGUACUUGAAUAAUUUGAACUCUGCUGGGACAGUGUUGAGAAGAAGCGCACGGAGAGGAUCUACUAAAAGUUGUGAUGCUGGCGUGGCCCCGUUGGAUGCUGUCAAUGAUCUGACAUCAUCUCCUGCUGUUAGUGCAAUAACGGAAGACAAACCGGAAGACGGCAUUCCUUCUCCGAAGUUGCAACUGCCCCCUUCUUCCCAAGAUGUAAAGUUAGAUGGAACCUUGGUCCUGGACGGCUUUUGCGUAUAUGCAUUUUUGAGAUCAUUCGGUAGUUUGCUAUUUUUGAGUCCUUUUGAGUUGGAAGAUUUUGUUGUGGCGCUAAAAUCAGAUUCUGCUAAUUUGUUAGUUGACUCCAUUCAUGUUUCCCUUCUCAUAACUUUGAGGAAGCAUUUGGAGCACCUCUCCUGUGAAGGUUCUAUGUCUGCAUUGAAUUGCUUGAGGAGCCUUAAUUGGGACCUGCUGGACUUAGUAACAUGGCCCAUAUUCUUGGUUGAAUACCUGUUGCUGCAUGGAUCUAAACUCCAGGGCGGUCUCGAGCUUUGUCACAUAAACCUUUUAAAGGAUGAUUACUACAAACAACCUAUGCCUGUAAAAGUUGAGGUACUUCGGUGCCUGUGUGAUGAGGUGAUGGAGGUGGAAGUUAUAAGGUCAGAACUUAGUCGGAGAUCUUCGGUGACUGAUCCUGAUGUUGAUAUUGAUCGGAGCAUGAAAAGGACAGGUGCAAUGGAUGCUUCAGGUAGAGCUCAUGUGACUGAGGGGACUACUGAUGAUACUGACUGGAAUAGUGACGAGUGCUGCCUUUGUAAGAUGGAUGGAAAUUUAAUAUGCUGCGAUGGUUGCCCUGCUGCAUAUCAUUCAAGGUGUGUCGGAGUUGUGAACGAUCUUUUGCCGGAAGGGGACUGGUAUUGCCCUGAGUGCACUCUAGAGAGAAACAAGUCAGGGAUAAGAUCACGCAGAUCUUUUCGUGGGGCAGAGCGGUUGGGAAUUGAUCCUCAUGGUCGACUUUAUUACAGCUGCUAUGACUAUCUAUUGGUGUUGGAUUCAUCUGAAACUGAAGUCUCUUUCUAUUAUUACCACAAAGAUGAUCUGCAUCUCGUUACUGAAGUACUUCAGUGUUCAGCAAAAUCUAACUCUGGCAUAUUGAAGGCAAUCAACAGACAAUGGGGCAUUCAUUUCAGCUCAAGAAAAACGAAGGCUAUUCUUGGUUCCUCAAAUUCUGUUGCCCCUUUGGAGUUGCCUGUUAAGGGACAAUUUGUUGCUGCUUCUAUGACAGUGGCAUCCCUGCCUCCCUGCGCAGCUUAUGAAGGUACUGGUAAAGCUGAUGAUGACAAGCACUUGGAAGAGGAAUCUCUCUUACAAGCCUCCGACUUAACUGGAUUUGAAACUUCAAAAUCUGGAAAAGAAGUGCCUACUGUGGUAGAAACUCCACACGUGAGUUCAGAAGGCUCAACUAGUUCAGAUCCAGCCAAACAAUGGCAAAGCUGUUCUAAUGGAUAUGUGCAGUUGCUAGAAAAGUUUGAGAUUCCUGGGAGGUUCCCUAAUCAGGGAGAUUUUUGUAUGACAUCUGCCAUCUCAGAUUGCAAAGCAGAUAAAGCAGAAUCUGCAGCUACAACUGUCGCUUCCUUGACAUUUAUCUCUGCAAAAAAUGAUGCACCAGUGGAACAAGGUCGAACCACUUACGUGAAUCUUUACAGGUUUGGGCAAAUAGCGGCUUCUGUUGCAGAAGAAUUAGCAGAAAAAUCAUCAGACAAAGUUAAGGAAGACCAUGUAAGAUCGGAUGAGGAAACAAUUCUAAUUCAGCUGAAGGCCAUCUCAAAAAGAAUUGCUAAGUUUAGUUGGCCAGAUGAGAUAAGUGUCGCAGCACAAAAAGAAAAGUGUGGAUGGUGCUUCUUAUGCAGAUUUCCGAGCGAUGAGUUUGAUUGUCUAUUUAAACUGUAUGCGCAGCCUGCUCAGGAAGGUUUUGGGAGUGAGAUGGAUAUUCUACAAUCACUGCCGAGCAAGAAAGGCCACCUUAUAGAAGUCAUUGGUCAAAUCAUCUCGAUGGAAUGCCGUUUACGUGGGCUUCUAUUGGGUCCAUGGCUGAGUCCUCAUUAUACUAAAAUAUGGCAUAGAAGUGUCACCAAGGCAUUGGAUUUGUCUUCUCUGAAGUCUUUGUUGCUUAAAUUAGAGUCAAAUUUGCGGCAUCUUGCAAUUUCCGAAGAGUGGUUCAAAUAUGAGGACUCUUCUGUGAUGCUUGGUUCAGCCUCUCAUGUCGUGACAAGUGCUUCAUGCGAAUCUUCAAAGCCUAGUAGUAGCAGAAAAAGGGGCAGGCGCUCAGAUCUUGAGUCGAGCAAGCCUUCACAUAAUUCUUCAAGUGCACCCAGUACGUUUUGGUGGAGGGGUGGUAGACUCUCUCGUCGGGUGUUCAAUUGGAAGGUUCUGCCUCGUUCGCUAAUUCAUAAAGCUGCUAGACAAGCUGGGUGCAUGAAGAUUCCGGGAAUCUUAUACCCUGAAAGUUCAGAUUUCGCAAGGAGGAGUAAACAUGUCGCCUGGCGGGCAGCUGUCGAAUCAUCAAUAAGUACUGAGCAGCUCGCUCUUCAGGUUAGAGAACUUCAUUCAAACAUCCGGUGGGAAGAUAUUGAAAACACAAAUCCUCUCAGCAAGUUUGAUAAAGAACUCAAAAAGUCAGCGAGGGCAUUUAAGAAAGUUAUUAUUCGCAGAAAAGCUUUAGAAGGAGAUGCAGCGAAAUAUCUUCUUGAUUUUGGAAAGAGAAGAGUCAUCCCUGACGUUGUUAUGAGACAUGGAUCGAUUGUUCAGGAAGGCUCCAGCGAAAGGAAGAAAUAUUGGCUGAAUGAAUGUUUUGUCCCCUUGCAUCUCUUAAAAAGCUUUGAAGAGAAGAGAAUAGCCCGAAACUCUAAUAAGAUGAGUACUUCAGGGGACUCUGAUUCUCAUAGUGUGAAGAAGUUUUCUGAUAAAAUGGGUUCUGCAAGACUUUGUAAGGGUGAUAUGACAUUGAAGAAGCAACUCUGCAAGGCAAAAGGCUUGUCGUAUCUCUUCUCAAGAGCGGAAAGAGCUGAAUUUUCUUGCUGUGGGCACUGUAAGAGAGAUGUUCCAAUCAGGGAAGCUGUAAGCUGUCAGUACUGCAAAGGUAUUUUCCACAAGCGGCAUGUCCGGAAGUCUGCUGGAGCCAUUGCUGAUGAGUGCACUUAUACAUGUCAUCAAUGCCAAACAGGUAAACCUCAGAAGGUGAUGGAGAGGGUAGGGAAAACUGAGAAACCUAGAGGUAAUAUGAAGUCGAGAACGGGGAAAGGUAAAAUAAUCGGGAAGUCAGCGAAAAGUCUGUCAAAGAAAAGUAAAAAGGCUCUUGCGAAGCGCAGGCUUGUAAAGCUUCGUGGUGUUAAGAGAGCAGCAACUGGUGAGCAAUCAGUUCAAUCAUUAACUUGUCGAAGAGUACCUCUUCGUCGUUCUGCUAGACAAGCUAUAAAGAGCAUCGCAUUGCAAAAUAAGAGCCGUGGAAUCAAAAAGGGGAAACGAAUGAAGUACAAAAGGCGAAUGCCCAAGAAACCGGAGAAGGAUACUUCAUGGAAGAAGAAGAGAACAGAGGUCUGUUACAGCCGCUGGGUAAAUGGUCUCCUGUUAUCUACAAGGGCAUCUGAAGAACAGGUGGUGAAUUUUGGAAAAAUGAGACUCAUUCAUCCCAAUGGAAAUGUAAAAGUGGAGCGCACUGAGGUGAAGUGUCAUCUUUGCGGGGAAGUGGCUCAUGAUUCUUUGUCAAAUUAUAUUGCCUGUGAAAGUUGUGAAGAGUGGUACCAUGGAGAUGCUUUCGGACUUGACGAUGAGAAGAUGCAUCAACUUACGGGAUUUAGGUGUCAUGAGUGCCGUAAACGGGCUCCUCCCAUCUGCCCCUAUGGGCCGACUACAAAGAGGUCCAAAUCUGCUGAGGUGCAGAAUGAUGCUGCAUUCGAGUGUUCGGAGGAUGUGUUAAAUGUUAGUCCGCCCUCCAAUGAAGUGAACUUUAGAGAUGAUUCUAAUGGGAAAGAAAAUUCAGCAGCUUCAGUUCCAGUGGACGAGGCACUAUAGAUCACUUAACAAUUGGCGAGCUCUUUGCAAUGUCAGAAGCUGAGUUGGCAGCAGAAGACCACAUUACCUUCAAACGAGAUAUUGAAAGCGUGUGCAAUCUUGUAGUCGAACAGAGAUGUGAAGCCUGUUUGUGAUAGCCGUACUGCAUUCAUUUUCAAAGAGACUUUGAGUACAGAACAGAAGGAUGUGUUAGAUUAAACUCACCUGCUGGAGUUUCCAUCUGAUAAUGUUUAUGUCAGGAAGAGCCAGCAUAUCCAGUUGCUAACGAGGAACCAAAGUGAACAUAAUGGUUGUUUUUGGGUCGCCGAUUGGGAAGAGCUGUUGCUAACAUCAGAUCAAGGCCUCACAUUACUGGCAUCAAGCUAAUUGUCAGAAGAGUAUUGAGAAGUGUAUAGAUUGAAAUAGUGACCCAUUUAACGUAGCAAAGCUGCCACCUCCAUCAGGUUAGGAUGUUUGUAAAUUCUCUGAUUUAGGUUAUAUUCGUGGCAGAAUUUAGGAGAAUGUGCUAGAGUGAUUCAUUUUACAUCGGUGAAUAAUAUUCCUUUAUCGGGCUUAUGUGGAGGGGUGAGCAGAGACCUGUUAACAGCUUGAACAAAGCCAGUUAAAUGGAUCACAGCAUUUCUGCAGGA